AUCAUUGGACAAGAUACAGAUCGCCCGCCUCAUGAUCAUUCCCCCCCCCCGUCGUGUCGAUCGCUGAUGCGGAGAGGAACAAGGUAGGUUGGCCUUUGAAUAUCAUCCGAGCAUGCAUUGUGAACUUACAUUGCACUCACCACACGGCCGACGGGCCGAUCAGUCAAGUCAAUUCACUCAAUCAACUCGGCUCUUGAGCGGAGAUCCCAACUGCUUUUUAUCUCCUCAUUCCUUCUCCUCCGUCUUCCCCUUUCAUUUGGGUCGCAAUGGAUGGCAGUGCUGGCGAUGUGGUUCUUGGCGAUUGAUAGUCCCUGAGACCAUCGAACGCAUAGCCUCAUUAUCUGGACUGCUAAAAAGCAAUUCUGCCUCUGCACGGUAUCCAUCCGACGUGUUCCUGUUCAAUCGUCGCGGUGCCAAGAACCAGCUAUGCAUCACUGAAGCAGAUGAUCGACGGCGAUCCUCGUCCAAAUCAGGAACUCCCGUUUCUCCUAUCGCGAGCGAUUUCUCAGCCGAACGUAAGGCAAGGCAAGGAGAGAAGAAGGAAUGUGAUCGAGAGCGGAGUACGGGAUAAGUCGGUAGCCGCGGGAUGGAGAGGAGGUGUUUCUAUUAGGGAGCGGGUUGCAUCCUCAACCGGCCAGACCUUUCUUUUCCCGCGGCGGUAUUAUGGCUGUGUUCUCUCUUGGCAAAGGUAAGCUGCUCCGGUCGUCACACCAGAGGGGGGGUGGGAAGGCGAAGUCAUCGGACGUUGCCAAGCAAUGCUGUGGAAUGUUGCCGUGGCCGGUCAGAAGAGAGAAGUUGAGUAAGGGGCAGUCGGACGGGGGGGACAGUCUUUGCUUUUCAACUCCCAG
Aspergillus fijiensis CBS 313.89 is the source of this 848-nucleotide messenger RNA. RefSeq lists its product as uncharacterized. The transcript is spliced from 2 exons. NCBI's taxonomy places the organism in Eukaryota, Fungi, Ascomycota, Eurotiomycetes, Eurotiales, Aspergillaceae. The record is from RefSeq and is a predicted model, not a curated record. The coding region runs from base 113 to 571 and encodes 152 amino acids.